Messenger RNA from Leptinotarsa decemlineata (Colorado potato beetle), 429 nucleotides. RefSeq lists its product as uncharacterized. The record is from RefSeq and is a predicted model, not a curated record. Lineage: Eukaryota; Metazoa; Arthropoda; Insecta; Coleoptera; Chrysomelidae.
AUGAGAGUGAACAACUACAUAACAGAAAACGAUUUAAGUAUGAUGAACCACGACACAGCCACAAAAUUUUAUAGACAAAUUAGUAGCCCAAUGAAAUUCAACAAACAGAUCUUCAACAACAAAACAUUGAACAGAUACACAGUCAACAACCCAAAAGCAUCAAAACUCAACGCACAGAUAAAAAUACAUGAGGAAAACGAACCUAUAAGACCGGUUAUCAAUUUCACCAAAGCACCUUCAUACAAAAUUUCAAAAAUCAUAGCCGAUGAACUAAAAGACAAAAUCAACAGAAACAACAACCACAGCGUCAAAAAUUCAAUGGAACUCACAGACAGAAUAUCAACGCCAAAUGUCAGCACGAACACUAAACUAUUCUCAUUCGACAUCAAAAACAUGUACCCCAAUAUACCGAUCAACGAAAGUAUAUAA